UUUACACCUCAAAACAACGUUAAAGAAGCGGUUUAAUUUUUUUCAAUAAAAAAAAUCUUUUUUUUUUUUUUUUGUAAUUUAAAUUUUUGUAAUAUUUUAAUAUUUUUUGCUUUUUCGUUCACAUAUUUUAUUUUUAAUAUAAAUAGUAGGAGAAGAGAAGACGAAAACGCGAUACUGGAAAAAAAAAUUUUAAGUAUAUACAACUUGCAAAUACAACUAUAUAAAUAGCUUUUGAAUGUAAAAAGAAAAAGAAAAAUUUUCCAUUUUGCAAAAUUUGCUUUUUUUGAAAAUUAAACAAAUACUUAGAGAAAAAAAAAUUUUCAUUUUUUAAAGCAGUAAAAUUUUAAUAGUUUUAAUUUUAAGAAAAAAAAAUAUUAUUUAGUUGCAAAAUACCAUUAUACUUUAGAGAAAAAAAAAAUAGAAGAAAAGAAAAUUAAUUAUUAAUAAUUAAAAAAUAAAAGAAAAUUAAAUUUCAACCUAUAAAAAUUAACUGAGUAAUUGGAUCAUUUAACGAAGAAAAUUUUGUUAUUUUUUUGAAAAUAAAUUGGAAUACAUUUAAAAUUGAUUUAAAUAAUGAAAAAGAUCAUUAGACGAUGGCUUUUGAUUUUUACAGUACUUAUAGCUCUAAUGACACAUGCUGGCGCUAUAAGAGCUUCAUCUUUAAUAUUUGGUAAAUCCUCUACUACAACUACAACAACAACAACAGAGACUCCGUCAGCUGAAGAUGAUGAUGAUGCAGCACAGACAACUGAAAGUGCAGAAACAGUUACAAACACGACACAUAAACUAACUGGAAUACCGCAAAUUGAUUAUAUUUGGGAUCCUAAUUUACCCCGAGAAUUAAAUGGAUAUAAUUUAUCUGAUUAUCCAUUUUAUGCUUCACUACCACCACGUGAAGAAAUGGAUUUCACUUGUGAUGGACAACAUGAUGGAUUUUAUGCUUCUGUGAAACAUAAAUGCCAAGUCUACCAUCAUUGUGUCUUUGGUAUACGAAAUGAUUUUCUGUGCGCUAAUUUCACUGCUUUCGAUCAAAAAACUUUCAUUUGUCAUUUCGUAUCAGAAGUUGAUUGUAAAAAUUCACCAAAAUACUUCCAUCGAAAUGAUGCAUUAUAUAUGGCAACAACAUCAUCUACAUCAACUACCACAACUACAACUACUCCGGCACCUGUCACACAAGCGCCAGCGCCAGUUGUACCUGCAAGGCCUCUGAGACGGAGGAGGCCAUUAAGGAGGCGUAGACCGCAAGUAGAUUACUACUAUGAUGAUGAUUAUGAAGAUGAUUACUAUGAAGAGCGACCAAGAAGAAGAAAACAAAGACCAAGAACAAGACGACCAGAUUAUGGGGAAGAUUAUGAUGAAAGACGUGCUUAUGAUGAUGACCGAUAUGAUAGACGCUCGUCAAAUCGCGAUAGAUUACGUGAUGACAUAGACGACUACGAUGAUUACGAUAGAAGAAUGCCUGAGCGUCCGAGGAAUCGACAUAGACCUUUAACAAUGACAAGAUUUGAUGAAGAUGAACGACCAUUAGAACGGAAAAAGCCUGGUGAUCGAAGGAGACCUUUAAAUGAAGGACGUCGAUCACAUACUGAUAGGAGGUAUAAUCAAGACGAUAGAAGGAGUGUUAGUGAUACUAAGCCAAGUGUUGGUAGUGAUGAAAUUGAUUUAGACCGUAGGACGUUAGGAAAUGGGCGAAGAAAAUUAAGUGGUAGACCAUUUGGAAAUACUGGAAGAGCACAUGAACGUCGCGGAGAUGAAGAUUACGAUGAUAUAUCAGAUGAAAAGCGAGAUUUCGUAGACAAAAAAGCAAGAGAAAAAGAAGAUAAAUUGCUAGUCAAACCUUCUGGACCAUCAUCAAGCAGUCUGAGCUCAUUGUUUGAUAAACCAAGAGCACCACCAAAAAUCUCAAGACCGGUUCCUUUAAAUGAGAAAAAGAAAUAUGACUAUUCAAGCCAAAAAUCUAUAUUUUCAACAUCAACUAGUCGACCUCGACCAGCUAAUGUAGAGUAUUAUGAUGAUUAUGAUGAUACCCCUCAAAAAGAAACAGUUAGAGAACCUGAUCCACCUGAACCAAGUCCAUUUCGGCCACCUUCACCACCAAAACGUCUAUUUGCUCCACAUAAAGAACCACUAAUAAAACCAAAACCUAAAAGUACAACCACAACUACAACAACCACCACAACUCGCGCACCAACAACAACUACUAGCUCUACUUUUUCUACUACAAGUACAACCACCACAACUACUACAACGGAAGCGCCAAUACUUUACGAUGAUGAGUAUGAUGAUGCUCCUAUUGAACAAAAACCACAAGAAUUUACAUCAAGAGAGGAAUAUAAAACAUCUAAAGAGGAAUCUGAAGAUAAAACUGAUAAUAAAGAAGAAGUUUCACCUCCAGAAGCUCCUUUACAAGUAUCUGCUCCAUCUGGUCCAUCAGGACCAAGUGAAGAAGAAUACGAUGAUACGUCUUCUCAAAAUUCAAAUGAAAGUCAGAAAGAAUCUGCUGAUAUAACAUCAUUGGAAAAAGAAAGUGAUUCAAAAUCGGGAGAAUUAAGAGCAAAAUUUAGUGUUAGAGAUCCAUUCAAAUUUACCUUAAAUGCAAAAUAUAAAUCAGAUGGGAAUCGUGAACCUAUUCAAUCAAAAUAUGAAUUAGCAAAACUGCAACAGCAAGAGGAAGGUGAACCACAAAUUAGAGAAGACAUAAAGUUUUCGGGAAGAAAUGAUAAUUCUGAUAAUUUAUCAAAUUUCAAAGAAGUAAGACCAAUAAUAAGAAUUGUUAAAAGACCAUUUUUACCAUCACGAGGUGGAAGUCCAUACUUACCGCGUGGAUUACAAGCUACAGGCGGUGUUCAAUCAAAAUCAUCAAUAACGGAAAGUACUCCAGUUGAUAUGGGAUCUACUGUAUCUGGUGUUAGAAUUUUAGAACAUACAGCACCUAUUUUACGUGGCAAUGGUGUAACAAGUUAUGAUGAUAUUACUGGAUAUCAUAUGGGGCCUAGAACAACUCAACAACCACAAAUCGAUAAUCCACCGAGAGCAACACUCGAUGAACUUUAUGAAAAUGAAUACGAUGUAACAUUAAAUGAUGCAUUAAAUCCAACAUUAAAACCACUAACAUCGCGCGGUGGUUAUUCAUCAUAUUUAAGUAAAUAUGAAAAAAAUCGUUUCUCAUCAAAUUACCCACAUAGUAGUGAUUCUUAUUAUUCAUCCUCAGAUUUACGUAGAAGUGCAAUACACCCACAUAGUAGGCAACAAUAUCAGCAAGAACUGAUACGUCAUCAGUCGAGUGUUAGAUUACCGAAUCGAAAUAGUCCUCGAGGAUCAUAUGUUUAUAUGCCAGACUAUGAAUAUUAGUAGUUAUAUUAUUCUCUUUUUUUAUUAUUUCUAAAAAACGCAACAAAAAAAAAAUUCUUUUAUGAUCACACAACUUUUUGUGAAAAUUCCUAUUAAAAAAUUUCUAUUAAAAAAUUCAAAAUAUUAUAGAUUUGUUUAAGAAUUAAAAAAAUUAUAGUGAAGCUCUUUGAAUUGUUAAUUUUCCUCUAUUGUUUAUUUUUUGUAAUUGUGAAGUCUUUAUAAAGAAGUUUUUAGAUCUGCACAUUGCUAGCAGAAAACUAUUUUUUUUUAAAUAUUUAGUCAGAACGAGUAAAAUAAAUUUUUAAUAAGUAAUUGUAAAAAAUACUCAAUUAAUAAUGAAAAUAUUCAAUGUGUGUAUAUUUGUAUCGUGAUAGCAAGGAUAUUUUAAUUUUUUAAUUAGUUUUUUUAAUUCUUGCAUCUAUAAUCAACUUGCAUUUUUAGAUUCUAUUCUCUUGUAAAUUAUUAAUUUCAUCUUAAAAUGGAUCUUUUUUUUUUAAUGUAAUUUCAGAAAUUAAUUUUAGAAAUGUAUAGAUUUUUGUAAAAUUAAAUAUACAAAGAAAAUUGAAAAAAAAACAUACAUAAAUAUAUUAUAUAUAUUAUAUAUAUGAUAUAAAUGAAAAAAACUUUUGAUAUCUAUUUAGAAAU
Condylostylus longicornis is the source of this 3996-nucleotide messenger RNA. RefSeq lists its product as uncharacterized. NCBI's taxonomy places the organism in Eukaryota, Metazoa, Arthropoda, Insecta, Diptera, Dolichopodidae. The record is from RefSeq and is a predicted model, not a curated record. The coding region runs from base 574 to 3351 and encodes 925 amino acids. The transcript has 8 exons. Gene Ontology annotation, molecular function: chitin binding. Gene Ontology annotation, cellular component: extracellular region.